Molecule: messenger RNA, 1677 nt
Organism: Monosiga brevicollis MX1
Lineage: Eukaryota; Choanoflagellata; Craspedida; Salpingoecidae
Exons: 2
Source: RefSeq, a predicted model, not a curated record
AUGGCGGCCAACAACUUUCCAACGCUGCGAACUCGCCCAACAAAGACGUUUCGGGACGCUAACCGCCAGAUCCCAUUCGAAACGCUUCGAUACGACGCCUCCAAAAACACAUGGCAGCUGGGCCUGACGGAGUUUGAGGAAGUCGCAACAGAGUCGAACGAGACCAAACUGGUGCUGCACUCUGAGGGGCGAGACGGAGAGCACAUCAAAAUCAUUGUGGCAGAGGCAGCGGAAGAGCUGGCUGACCAGGCCUUGCAGCAUGGCAUCCGCUACAUUUGCCCCGUAUACCAGGGCUCGGCAGAUGCGCUGUUUUUGCAAGGCUUGUUGUUCAUCUUCAAGGACAACCAACUGCGCCAUGACGCAGAUGAGCUCCUGAAGCAUGGCGCAGUUGAAGAUGAUGAAGAUCCUGCUCCCCGAUCUGCAUUUGAUUGCUACUGGCAUCGAGCUCGUCAGAAGGAUCUGCCGGCUCCGAGUGAUCGAACAACUCAGAUUCUCAACAUCACCGAUGCUGUGAAAAGUCUUAUUACCGCCAUCCGCGACGUAACUGAGGUCUCGACGGAAGGGACCCUGACUGAGCAGGUUUCGAUGCUUUCUGGUAAUCUUCGAGAAAAGUAUGGGGUGGCUAUGGAUAUGAAGCCCCUUUCUCUUAGCUCCACCACUGUUUACCAUCUCGCACUUUGCUUGAGUGAAACGGUUCUUUUCGACACUGUUGAUUUACAAACUUGCAUUCAAACUUUGGGCAAGGCCAUCGAACUUCUGGCAACAUGCAGUUCACUACAGGAUGUGCAAAAGAUCACACUGAUGCAGCCACUUCAAACGCUACAUGAGACGCUUUAUUCAGCUUCUUCUCAUUUCAGAAGUCAUCGAUUGCAAGCAGAAGCCAUUGCCACUUUGAAGCAGCUCGUCAAAGAGCGGGCUGAACAGCUAUUAGCUGCCAGCACCACCGUCCAGAGGCUACGAGAAGACUCCUUUCGAACCCAGGUGACGGUGGAAUCGCAGAUACAGAGGUUGAAAGCUAUCAACAAAGCUGUCAAGACCAACCAUCAAGCAGCCAGACCUGCUUGUCCUGGCUUGGUAAAAAAACAUUAUUUACAGUUGGAAAAAGCUUGGACGACUCUGCAUGAAGAAGCAAUUGCGCAAGUUAGUGAUGCAGAUGGACGCGUCAAAAUUGUCCAAACCAGCUUGAGAGCUGGUUUGUCUUGUUAUCAAGCCUUGGAAAGUUCGACUCUGCUGCCAGACGCCAUGUUGCGUCUGGCUGCGAAGGUGAGCUCGGUAAUUGAGCAAUGUUGGCAAGUGUCUCGUGAAGCGUGCGAUCAACAAAGUCAAUGGCAGCAUAAGUGCGCUAAUAAGCUGAAGGAUGCCCCCUUUCUUCACAAGAAGGCACUUCAGAAGCUCGACCGCGUCAAAACGCAACAAAAUCAGGUUCUACUGAUGAACGAGAAGGAGCGAGCCCUGCCGAAUGACGACAUUGGAGGAACCACGAGAAACAAAAUCGCUCCUUUAGGCUUUGUCGAAAUAAAAUAUCCCACCAUGUCGAUGGAGGUAUUACUGUUGGCUGCAACCGCAUCGCAUCUGAACUCCAACAAAGUUAAUCUGCCUUUCAAACUUACAAAAGCUGCAGAAGACGUGGAUUACUUCUCGAAGCAGGCUUUGGGCGAGUUGGGCAAGGCGUGUAAG